UUCAAAACGUAUGUCUAUCCCGAAGAAAAUUGUGUUUAUUAUUUCCCCAAAUGCAUUUAGGCCAGAUAAUUGAUUUGUAUUGAUAAAACUGUUUUGUGGUCACGUGUCAAAACAUUCUACGGAUAACCCCUAAAUGUGACAGUAACAGGAAUCUUACCAAACGCAUAGAAUUUGGCGUUGAUAGGUCCUGAUUUUUGACAGUCUUACAUUUGGUAGUACUUGUGAUGACGGUAUAAAUGUCAAGUUAUCUUAUAUGUUGUUAUUUGUGUGUCGGUUGCCGUUGCCGGCAUUGUCAGGUGAUUGUCAGUUUGUCAGCCAAUCCGACACUAAUAAGCACCAACAUUUUGUUUACAAUACAUAUACGAGAUUGAGUUAUUUUUAUCCACAUUUAUCAUAUUAUCUGUUAAAGCUUAUAAUUAUAUAGGUUGUUCAAUCUGCAGUAUUCAUACUGGUUUCUUGCGUGUUCAUUUGCCAGCUUCAUAUAGGUAAAAAAUGUCUUAUAAAGAUCAGUCUUACCCAGAGGAGCAUCCAAAGAAUUUGAUACCAGAACUAUGUAGGCAAUUCUAUCAUCUGGGUUGGGUAACAGGAACUGGUGGUGGUAUAAGUAUAAAACAUGGGGAUAAAAUCUAUAUUGCCCCAUCUGCAGUGCAAAAGGAACGCAUUCAUUCAUCCGAUAUGUUUGUACAAACCAUUGAGGGAGAUGAUUUAGAGCUGCCUCCUCCAGAAAAGAAGUUGAAAAAGAGUCAAUGUACACCACUAUUCAUGUGUGCUUAUACAAUGAGGAAUGCUGGUGCAGUUAUUCAUACUCAUUCAAAGGCUGCUGUUAUAGCAACAUUGUUAUUUCCAGGUAAAGAAUUCAAAUGUACGCAUUUGGAAAUGAUCAAGGGAAUAAAAAAUCAACAAACUGGAAAAAACUUCAGGUAUGAUGAAGAAUUGGUUGUUCCUAUUAUAGAAAAUACACCAUUUGAGGAAGAUCUGAAAGACAGGCUUGCUGAGACCAUUAGACAAUAUCCACAUACCUGUGCAGUGCUUGUCAGAAGACAUGGGGUAAUGUUACAAACUUCUGAUUGCAUACGCGUCAUCUGUUUUACUGCAUUUUGAAACCAUUAGCUUUCACGUAUAUGUAUGGGGAGAUACGUGGCAACAAGCAAAAACUAUGACUGAAUGCUAUGACUAUCUGUUCGAUAUAGUUGUUCAAAUGAAACAGCAUGGACUAGAUCCCAGCUUGACUCCAGAGCAAUAUGAACUGAAAACUCAAAAUGGGAAAUGAUCUAAUGAUACAGUGUAUAUGGAUAAAAGAAAAAAUAAAUAUUUGGUGCCAUUUUAAUGUAACUAUAAAUAUAGCCUUUAAGAAUUCACAUACAGUAAAUAUUUUUAGUACAGUACUCGUCGAAUGUUGUCUCCUCCAGUGUUCGUGGAUUAUUGGAAUUCACUUUUGACUUUUGAUAACCCCACAAAAAUAAUCGCAUGGCGUGAGGUUGGGUGACCUAGGAGGCCAGUGAAUGUUUCCAAACUUCGAUAAAGCAUUUUGAGGAAAAAGUGCUUUCACCGAGUCCAUUCGAUUCUCUGGAAGUAUGGGCAGUGGCCCCAUCCUGUUAAACCAAUGUGUUUCUGUUAAAUCGACGUUCUGUUCUUACAUUAGGAGGAUUUGCAAUGACCGAAUCACUUACUCGCCGCACAUUUUCUUCGGUUGAUUCAGUGGGUGUGGGGCCAGGAAUGGGUUGACUAAGAAAA
Messenger RNA from Acanthoscelides obtectus, 1734 nucleotides. Lineage: Eukaryota; Metazoa; Arthropoda; Insecta; Coleoptera; Chrysomelidae. The record is from the annotation of a GenBank genome assembly.